Paralichthys olivaceus (Japanese flounder) is the source of this 4710-nucleotide messenger RNA. The record is from RefSeq and is a predicted model, not a curated record. Lineage: Eukaryota; Metazoa; Chordata; Actinopteri; Pleuronectiformes; Paralichthyidae.
AUGAGUUUAGUUGCAUUAGAAAACUCAGAGCUUGUUUUUCUUCAGGUUCACAGAGUUUGGAUCGAGAGGACGUUCCAGAAAAGAGAAUGUAUCCAGAUCAUUCCCAGCAAAGACGCCAGCAGGUGCAGCUGUGGUCAGCUGGUGACUCAGCACACUGCCAUCCUCCCGGGGGCCAAAGAGGAGGGGGCCCCACUGGUUCAGCUGGAGGUCCAAACUGCAGAGAGAUGGAGUCCCCUCAAACACACCCAGACCUCCCCCACCGAUUCCUAUGGAGUCAUUGAGUUCCAGGGAGGAGGACAUGUCAACAAGGCCAUGUACAUCAGGGUCUCCUAUGACUCUAAACCGGACUCCCUGCUCCACCUGAUGGUGAAGGACUGGCAGCUGGAGCUCCCUACGUUGCUCAUCUCUGUCCACGGAGGCCUUCAGAACUUUGACCUUCCGCCCAAACUCAAGCAGGUUUUUGGGAAGGGACUGAUCAAAGCCGCUGUGACCACCGGAGCUUGGAUCUUCACCGGAGGAGUCAGCACAGGAGUGAUCCGCCAUGUUGGAGACGCUCUCAAAGAUCAUUCGUCCAAGUCCAGAGGGAAAGUCUAUGCUAUCGGCAUCGCACCGUGGGGGAUCAUCGAAAACAAAGAAGACCUGAUAGGGAGAGACGUGACUCGGUCGUAUCAGACCAUGUCCAACCCGCUCAGCAAACUGUCGGUCCUGAACGGCAGCCACUCACACUUCAUCCUGUCCGACAACGGGACCACCGGGAAGUAUGGUGCCGAGGUCCGUCUCCGCCGCCAGCUGGAGAAACACAUUGCUCUGCAGAAGAUCAACACACGUCUGGGUCAGGGGGUCCCGGUGGUGUGUCUGAUACUUGAGGGGGGUCCUAACGUCAUCUCCAUCGUGCUGGAGAGUCUGAAGGAGGAUCCUCCUGUCCCUGUUGUGAUCUGUGACGGCAGCGGUCGAGCCUCUGACAUCAUUUCCUUUGCUCACAGAUAUUGUGAGGAGGACGGGCUGGUGAGUGACAGCGUCAAAGAUCAGCUGCUGGUCACCAUCCAGAAAACCUUCAACUACAGCCGCAGCCAGGCGCAGCAGAUCUUCCUCAUGGUGAUGGAGUGCAUGAAGAAGAGAGCUCUGAUCACAGUAUUCAGGAUGGGCUCAGAGGGUCAACAGGACAUUGAGAUGUCGAUCCUCACAGCUCUUCUCAAAGGUACCAAUGCAUCAGCGUCAGAUCAGCUGAGUUUGGCUUUGGCCUGGAACAGAGUGGACAUCGCUCGUAGUCAGAUCUUUGUGUACGGACACCACUGGCCUCCUGUGAGAGUCGGAGAUCGACCUAAGAGCCCUGUGGCCCAGAGAGGAGGGGGAGGGGCAGGAGGGGGAGGGGGAGGAAAAGGUAAAGCCAGAGCGAAAAAGGGAAAAGGAGGAAAAACUAAAGUUGAACCUCCUGAAGAGACCGACCCAAGAAAACUGGAGCUGCUGAGCUGGGUGAACUCUCUGGAACAGGCCAUGAUGGACGCUCUAGUUCUGGACAGAGUUGACUUUGUGAAGCUGUUGAUUGAAAACGGUGUGAACAUCCAUCACUUCCUGACCAUCCCUCGACUGGAGGAGCUGUACAACACGAAGUUGGGUCCUGCCAACACGCUGCACUUUGUGGUCCGAGAUGUGAAAAAGGGGAACCUCCCUCCAGAUUACCAGAUCACGCUGAUUGACAUCGGUCUGGUGCUGGAGUUUCUGAUGGGUGGAGCAUAUCGCUGCAAAUACACCAGGAAGAGCUUCAGGACGCUGUACAACAACCUGUAUGGUCUGAAAAGACCAAAAGCUCUGAAACUUCUUGGGAUGGAGGACGAUGAGCCUCGUUCGAAGGGAAAAGGAAAGAAGAAUAAGAAGAAGGAGGAGGAGGUGGACAUAGACGUUGAUGACCCUGAGGUCAGCAGGUUUCAGUACCCUUUCCAUGAGCUGAUGGUGUGGGCAGUGCUGUUGAAGCGCCAGAAGAUGGCGCUGUUCCUGUGGCAGCGGGGGGAGGAGGCCAUGGCCAAAGCUUUGGUGGCCUGUAAACUCUACAAGGCAAUGGCCCAUGAGUCGUCUCAGAGCGAGCUGGUGGACGACAUCUACCAGGACCUGGAGAACAACUCCAGGGAGUUUGGUCAGCUAGCCUACGAGCUCCUGGAUCAGUCAUACAAACACGAUGAGCAGGUCGCCAUGAAGCUGCUGACGUACGAACUGAAAAACUGGAGUAACUCCACCUGUCUGAAGUUAGCUGUUGCUGCCAAACACAGAGACUUCAUCGCUCACACCUGCAGCCAGAUGUUGCUGACGGACAUGUGGAUGGGCUGUUUAAGGAUGGGCAAGAGCAACAGCCUCAAGGUGAUUUUAGGGAUCGUUUUCCCUCCUGCCAUCCUCCUCAUGGACUUUCGUCUUGGAGAGGAAGCUUCAUUUCAUACGACCAAAGAAAAUGAGGACGGCAAAAGUAAAGAUGACGACAACAAAUCCAGCAAGGAUGCCGUCUCUAAUGUUGACGCUACAUCAAAGAAAGGAGACGAAGAAGAAAACCAGAAGAAACAUCGCAGGAGGGUUCCCAUCGGGAGGCAGAUCUACGAGUUCUACAACGCUCCCUUCACCAAGUUCUGGUUCAACACGAUCUCGUACCUGGUCUACCUGAUGUUGUACAACUACAUCAUCCUGGUGAAGAUGGAGCGAUGGCCCUCUCUGCAGGAGUGGAUCGUCAUCUCUUACAUCAUCACUCUGGGGCUGGAGAAAGUCAGACAGAUCCUGAUGUCGGAGCCGGGGAAGCUGAAGCAGAAGAUCAACGUGUGGUUGGAGGAUUACUGGAACAUCACCGACCUGGCGGCCAUCUCCGUCUUCCUGCUGGGUUUACUGCUGCGGCUGCAGAAUGAGCCCUACAUGGGCUACGGACGCGUCAUCUACUGCGUCGACAUCAUCUUCUGGUACAUCCGAGUCCUGGACAUCUUUGGAGUCAACAAGUACCUGGGACCCUACGUCAUGAUGAUCGGGAAGAUGAUGAUUGACAUGCUGUACUUCGUGGUCAUCAUGCUCGUGGUGUUGAUGAGCUUCGGCGUCGCUCGACAAGCGAUCCUCCAUCCAGACGAGAAGCCCACGUGGCGUCUGGCUCGCAACAUCUUCUACAUGCCGUACUGGAUGAUCUACGGAGAGGUGUUUGCCGACUCCAUAGACCUUUAUGCGAUGGAAAUCAAUCCUCCGUGUGGAGACAACUUGUAUGAUGAAGACGGGAAGAAGCUUCCUCCCUGUAUCCCCGGAGCCUGGCUCACUCCCGCCAUCAUGGCCUGCUACCUACUGGUCGCCAACAUCCUGCUGGUCAACCUGCUCAUCGCCGUCUUCAAUAACACCUUCUUCGAGGUGAAGUCCAUCUCCAACCAGGUGUGGAAGUUCCAGCGAUAUCAGCUGAUCAUGACCUUCCACGACCGUCCCAUCCUGCCGCCCCCGCUCAUCGUCUUCCCCCACAUCUACAUCAUCCUGAAGAGGCUGUGCUGCCACUGCCGCCGCCGGCCGGAGGGAGAGCACGACGACCGCGAGAGACGACUCCAGCUGGUGUUGAGUCCAGACGAGUUAAAGUCUCUUCACGAGUUCGAGGAACAGUGUGUUGAGGAAUAUUUCAGAGAGAAAGACGACGAGAAACAAUCGUCCAACAACGAACGAAUCAGAGUCACAUGUGAGAGGGUGGAGAACAUGUUCAUGCGCCUGGAGGAGGUGAACGAGCGCGAGCACUCGAUGAAGGCGUCCCUGCAGACGGUCGACCUCCGCCUGGCUCAGCUGGAGGAGUUCUCUGGUCGGAUGAUGAACGCUCUGGAGAAGCUGGCCGGCGUCGACCGAGCCGACCUUGUCCGGUCGCGCUCCAGAGGAUCAUCGGUGUGUGAACCGGCCGCUCUGCUGCGACACGGCAGCAUUAACAGUGCCGACGGAUACAGUCUGUACCGAUACCAGCUGGAGCAUGACGACAGGGUCUCUGUGUCCGGAGACACAGAGGCGAAUGACAAGAAGGUGAAGGAGUUUGGUUCGACCCUGGAGGUGAAAGGACCGAGGGACAGGACUCAGUCUUUGUCCAACGUUGACAUCUUGAUCUCCCCUUGCGACCCGGACCUCCAAACAACCCACACCCGACCUGCUUCCCCUCAGAUGGACCUAACAGACGCUGAUGUGAAGAAACCGCCCGAGAAAAGCCGACUGGAGGCGGUGGCAUCGUUCCCUCUGGAGACGUCAAAGGUCACAGAAUAUUUAUCCUCUGCGACCCUCAGCGUCACCGCCUCCUCCAGCAGGAAGUCAAUCAGCAGCAUCGUCUACAGCCCGGCCCACCAGGUUCAGGACGCAGCCGUCAGUUUGACACCCCACAGAGCAUCCACCAUGACGGAGGAAAGGGGCGGAGGAACUGAGACCAAACAAAAAGUGGAGCCUCCUGGGUCGUCCGAUGGGGAGCAGGGGGGUGAGCCGUCGGUUGGUAACCUGGGUAAAGGAGAGGGGGAGGAGUCAUCGGAGCUGCUGCUGGUGGGGGAGGACAGGAUGUACCCGACACUUCGCUCCAAGAGUCUCAACGUCAACCCGAGGAAGACGAGGAAGAAGGAGGGCGAGGAGACGCCGCGCUCAGCUAGCAGCGUCCGGGACCUGGUGUCAGCGUUCAGUGGGGGGGCAGGGGACACCAGACCAGAUCCAGGUUCAGAUCCAGGUCCAAGUCCAGGUUCAGGUCUUUGA